GCUCCUCUCACUUCACCUCUGCUCGCCCGUGUCUCCGUCUUCUUGAAUACUAGACGACAGCCUUCAUGGAUGGGGAUGCGAAUGGCACUGCUCCUCCGGAGCUCUCCGAAGACUGGAAUAUGGCCUCGGCAGACGCUCCCACCGAGCCCUCUGAGCCACGGGAGUCCUUGCCUCCGGCUCCGGACAACCUCACUGUGGGAUAUGUUUAUGAGCCUCAGAUGAUGUUGCACUCAGAUGAGAACACGAGCUCUGCUGGAGACCAUCCAGAGCAACCAGCACGGAUUCGCUACAUAUAUGACCUGUUCCAUCAGCACAAAUGUCUUGUUCGGAUGCGAAAGCUGAAGAUCAGGAAGGCAGAGAAGGAAGAGGUACUUCUUGUACACAGCGAAGCGCUUUGGGAACAUGUUAUGCAGCUCAGGGACAUGUCACCCGAGGAAUUCACCCUCUCUGAGUCGUUUUACGAGGCCGAUUCUCUUUAUGUUCACCCAAUGACACCACUCAGCGCUCGCCUCAGUUGUGGUGGUGUCAUUGAGGCGACACUGGCCGUCGCGCGUGGCGAACUGCUCAAAACAUUCGCCAUUGUUCGACCACCUGGACAUCACGCGGAGCCCAACAGGCCUAUGGGGUUCUGCUUCUUCAAUAACGUUUCUGUCGCGAUCAAAGUCAUGCAAAAUCUCACUCCGAUCAAGAAGGUACUCAUUUUAGACUGGGACGUCCACCAUGGUAAUGGAACACAAAAGGCAUUCAACGAAGAUCCCAACGUACUCUACAUAUCAUUACACCGAUACGAAGGCGGGCGUUUCUACCCAUCGGGCCCGUUUGGCAGCAUGGUUUCGUCUGGAGAAGGUCCAGGACUCGGAUUCUCCGUGAAUAUCCCAUGGCCUGAAAAAGGUACAGGGGACGCAGACUACAUCCACGCUUUUCAACGGAUCGUGAUGCCCAUAGCUAUCGAAUUCAGUCCAGAGAUGGUCAUCAUUUCUGCUGGCUUCGACGCCGCAGAAGGCGAUCAUCUCGGAGAGUGCAAGGUCACACCAGCGGGCUAUGCGCACAUGACGCACAUGCUCUCUGGCUUAGCAGGCGGUCGCGUCGUUGUUGCGUUGGAGGGCGGGUACAAUCUCGAGGCUACUUCAACAUCCGCGUUGUCUGUAGGACGAACGUUGCUUGGCGAAGCGCCACCGGAACUGGGACCCCUCGUCGCAUCGGAGGCUGCCUCUGAGACUGUAUGGCAGGUCGCGGUACAUCAGAGUAAGUAUUGGCAUAAUUUGGAUCCAAAAGCUUGUGAGCCGAAGGAUGAAUUCGAAGACAACACCUUCUCCAUUCCCGAGAUAUUGAAGGAGCACAGACAAGCCUACAUGUAUCAGAAGCAUAAUAUGCUCGAGGUCCCUUUCCUCUACGAAGAGCAGCAAGAUCGGUUCUCUCAGCAGAUUAUGUGCACGAAAGAAAUUUUCGACAAGGAUGUGCUAGUUAUCUUCACCCAUGGGUUUGGAGAUCUUCGCGUAGAAAUCGCCAACACACUCGAAUGCAAUGUACACAUGGAACACUCCUACUUAAUUGAUGCCUCAAGAAAGUUGGUCGAAUGGAUAACCAAUGAAAAAUACGCCCUUCUCGACAUCAACAUUCUUCCCAGACCGGUACCAGCCAACCGAGCGUACGAGAAACGCAAACCGGAAGAGUACACGAGGGAUCUGAUGACAUAUCUAUGGGACAACUACGUCGUGAUCACAAACGCCAAACAUAUUGUUUUGAUCGGACAUGGACCGGGAGUAUUGGCGUUGAGAGAACUCAUGGAUGCGCGAAUGGCUGCCAUCAUGCGGAAAGUAUUCCUGGUGGUCCAAGUCGUGGGCCAUGCCGACGUACCACUUCUACCCAAAAAAGACCCUGACGCUAUCAAGUGGUACCAUAAGAAUUCUCUCGUCAUCAUACCAUCUAGGCAUUACCUCAGGGCGAAGGGUAACCCACAAGAGGUCGUUUGGAGAAAGCGACAUGGAGCAAUCUGUGAAAUCGAUGAGGAGAAAGCGAUCAAACUCCUUACGAAGGCUCUGCCAGUCAUUCGGCAGACCGUCCGUAAUGCGGUUGGCCAGCAAGGAUGAAGACGGGAGAGCGGGGAGCUGGUGUGUUGAGGUGUCGAACGUAGAGGUUUUGGCAGGGUUUGAUUUUCAUGAUAAUUUGCUGUGUGUUUUGCUUUCUUCAGUGUAUUUAUCGUGAUCGGUUUCGGUUUUGGGUAUACCAAUUCAGAGUCGAUGGGAGCAAAC
Molecule: messenger RNA, 2252 nt
Organism: Stereum hirsutum FP-91666 SS1
Lineage: Eukaryota; Fungi; Basidiomycota; Agaricomycetes; Russulales; Stereaceae
Product: histone deacetylase complex protein
Exons: 17
Coding region: 66-2090 (674 amino acids)
Biological process (GO): chromatin organization
Cellular component (GO): histone deacetylase complex
Molecular function (GO): histone deacetylase activity
Source: RefSeq, a predicted model, not a curated record